CACUAAAAAACUUCUUUUUAAAAAGUUUUUUAAAAUAUUUCUAAUUUGUAAUGAAUAGUGUUGGCAAAGAAUGUAACGAUUUAAAGAARGAAUAUGAUUCUUGUUUUAAUACAUGGUACACAGAUCAUUUUCUCAAAGGAGAUAUUUAUAAUGAUCCUUGCAAAGACCUCUUCAAGUCGUACAAGACAUGUGUUAUGAAAGCUAUAAAAGAAAAGAACAUAAACAUUGAAGAGCUCAACAAAGAUGUUCUUGGUACAGAAGAAGAGAAACAAUCUCCUCCAAGUAGCUGAUAACAUGCUAAGUGGACACAUGCUUGAAUUGUGGGACAGGAUAACAGACUUCAUGGAUUGAAAAGGAUCGCAUGCUGUGGGUCUGAUGAAUAUUUGGUUGAUGAGAAAACCAGAACAUUAAGCAUAAUCCUGAUAAGGACUCAACAUAUUUAUUCUUUUAUUCCUAUUGCUUUGCUGAUUGUAAAAAGAACAUGUAACUAUCAAGCAGCUCCACACUGGCUGGCAUAUAAUGGUAAAAAGCAGUAAUUGUAAUACGAUAUUUAUGUUAUGAAUGAGUAAUGUGAAAAGACAGAGCGAAAUUCUAACUAUUAAUAAAAUUAAUUUCCAA
Messenger RNA from Exaiptasia diaphana, 618 nucleotides. RefSeq names its product TP53-regulated inhibitor of apoptosis 1. NCBI's taxonomy places the organism in Eukaryota, Metazoa, Cnidaria, Anthozoa, Actiniaria, Aiptasiidae. The transcript is spliced from 3 exons. The record is from RefSeq and is a predicted model, not a curated record. The coding region runs from base 51 to 290 and encodes 79 amino acids.